Messenger RNA from Leptopilina heterotoma, 1657 nucleotides. RefSeq names its product adult-specific cuticular protein ACP-20-like. Bases 190 to 1047 code for a protein of 285 amino acids. Lineage: Eukaryota; Metazoa; Arthropoda; Insecta; Hymenoptera; Figitidae. Gene Ontology annotation, cellular component: extracellular matrix. The record is from RefSeq and is a predicted model, not a curated record. The transcript has 3 exons.
UAUUUAUUUUUUUAUUCCUAAUAUUAUGUACAGAGGUAUUGACUGCACGUUUAUUGUCACGUCCUUCAGAAAAUCCGCGGUCUAUCGCCCUGGUCCCGGUCAUUUGUCGUCUAAGUACAACGAUUAUAAUAUACAUUCGGUAACGCACGCAGGUUUCAUUGAUCGAAGUAAAGAAUGAAAAGAAAUUAAAUGAAAAAAAAAACAUCGAGAACCGAGAAGAAGAAGAAAAAAAAAGUUAUAGUACAAGACCUUGAAUUACACAACACAAUGUGUAAGAGACAAACGGGAGCUCUCCUUCAUUCUGGAGCAGGCAAACGCCACCACCUUUUUGUAAAAUUUCCCUAUAAAAGAGACGGAGUGGACAGUGGUGAUAUUAGUUUGUGUUUUCGCAGCUUAAACAAAUCAACAAAAAUUAAAAAAAUGUUGUUCCUCGAGGUAGCAGUUUUGAUUGUGGCGGCAGCAGUUGGCAGCAAUGCGGUGAUUUCGGAAUACGACGGUUACGGAUACGGUGACGUUGGCUAUAACGGCUUAGCGGACGGUUAUGGUUACGCGGCACCAGUUGCGCAAGUUGGUUUAGUGCCAGUUGUGAAUAAAGUUGCUUACAAUCCGGGUUACGCCAGUUACGGUGGUUAUGGACUCAACGGCGGUUAUGGACUCAACGGUGCUUAUGGACUCAACGGUGUUUAUGGAGGUUAUGGUUCCUACGGAAACGGAUACGUCAGUGCCUACGGUCACAAUGACGGACAUCAUGACGAACACCACGAUUCUUACGCGUAUCCAAAAUACGCGUAUAAUUAUGGUGUCAAUGAUCCAACGACUGGCGAUGUUAAAAGCGCUCACGAAGAACGAGACGGCGAUGUUGUAAAAGGUUCUUACAGUCUAAAUGAGCCCGAUGGCACAAUCAGAGUUGUCGAAUACACUGCCGAUCCUCACAAUGGUUUUAAUGCGGUUGUGAAAAAAAUUGGUCACGCCAUUCAUCCAACACCUGUCGCUAAAUAUGUGGCACCCGCAAUUGUACCAACCCACCACGGUCACUUAGGAUACUAAAUUACUAAUUACUAAAUUAAAAAUUAAAAAUUCAAAUUUUUUCUACAGUAUAAACUCUCGAUAAUUUAUUGCAUCUCAAUAACCGUCCACUUAUCGAGAAUUUUUCUGUAUUUUUCGAAAACGAAACAUUUUUUUUCCUAAUUCAACAAUUUUUUUUUUUGAAUUUAAGAAAAAAAAUGUUAAUUGGAAAAAUUAGUAACUAAUUGUAAAAUCUAUUUAUUCUCAAAGAUUUUUAUUUUGUAAAAUAUAAAUUAUUAUCAAUUUUGCGAAAAUGAAAGAAUUAAUCUUCGUUUGCCAACUGGAAGAAUAAAAGAUUGUAUAUUCUGUAAAUUUUAAAAUGAAACUUUUCUAUGUCAAUAUAUAGAAGUGCGUUCAUUUUUCGAGGAAAGAAUAUUGUUUGUCUCUUGAGAUUAUUUUUCACUUAUAUAAAGCGAUCCACGUUUCAUUCUCAUAAAAUGUAUGACAUCUUCCACCCUCAUAGAAGUUUUUUUUUUUUUUUGAAAAAACUUUAUUGUACGAAAUAUUUUCUGCUCAACUUUUAAUUUCACAGUGACAAAUAAAUAAUUUAAGUUUGUAAAAUACUACUGACAUUUGUAUAAAACAAAAUCCU